Dalotia coriaria is the source of this 832-nucleotide messenger RNA. RefSeq names its product chymotrypsin-2-like. Gene Ontology annotation, biological process: proteolysis. The coding region runs from base 28 to 777 and encodes 249 amino acids. Gene Ontology annotation, molecular function: serine-type endopeptidase activity. Lineage: Eukaryota; Metazoa; Arthropoda; Insecta; Coleoptera; Staphylinidae. The record is from RefSeq and is a predicted model, not a curated record. The transcript has 2 exons.
UUGAUCAGUUUGUGCUCUGUUAUCACCAUGAAAGCAGUGAUUAUACUGUGUUUAUGUGCUGUUCUGGCACUGGCCAAUGGUGUGCCUGCUAACACGAGGAUAGUAGGAGGUUGGGAGGCCCUACCACGUCAAUUACCCUACAUUGUUUCCCUGCGUAUUGAAAGUGAGAAUUUCCACUUCUGCGGAGCUACCAUCAUCUCCAAGAGGACUCUGCUCACCGCCGCGCAUUGUCGCUAUGUCCGGGAACCAUUGAUGGUUGCUGUGGUGGGUACAACCACCAUUGAUGACAAGUUUGCCACACGUGUACAUGUUGAGGAGUUCAUCAUCCACCCUGAUUAUAACCCGUAUGAGUUUACUAAUGAUAUUGCUGUUGUCAUCCUGGCUGAGGAUAUUGAGUUCAAUGAAAAGGUACAGCCUAUCAAGGUGUCUACUAGCCCAGUGCCUGAUAAUGAAAAGGUGACCUCUGCUGGUUGGGGAUAUACUACGUAUAAUGGCGAGAUUUCUAAUGACCUGCAUUGGAUGAGUCAGACUGUGGUCAAUGCUGAGGAGUGUGCAGAAGCUUCACCUGGGGAGACUAUAACUGGGAAGAUUUGUGCGCUGGAUACAGAUGGAAAUGGGCAAAGUGUCUGUUUUGGGGAUACGGGUGGUCCACUGGUUGAUUCUAAUGAUGAAUUGGUGGGUGUGGUUACCAUGAAUGUCCAUUGUAAUCCCAACAAACCAGAUUUCUUCACAAAUAUUUAUCUUGCAAAGAGUUGGAUUGAAGCUAAUACGAGAUAAAUAAUAUGCGACUUGUUAUUUGAUUGUAUUAUUAUUAAAAUGGAAGUAAAAGACA